CCCGUAAUUUGCCGUGCCUCACUGGUUUGCUUUUAUCUCUCUCCCGAACUCCCCACGUUUCGCCCUCAUUUCGAAGCCCACCGAAUUCCUCGCGAUUCCUCUCCCCUCGCCUCCUCGUCUUCCCCACUAGGGGAUCGCCGGAGAGGAACCGCGUCGAGGGCCUUCUUAUAUACCAGUUAACCAAGCCAUGGAGCACAAGGAGACCGGUUGCCAGUCUCGGGAGGGCCCUAUCCUAUGCAUCAAUAACUGUGGCUUCUUCGGAAGCGUGGCUACCAUGAACAUGUGCUCCAAGUGCCACAAGGAGAUGACAAUGAAGCAGGAGCAGGCCAAACUGGCUGCCUCCUCUUUUGACAGCAUCGUUAACGGUAAUGUUGCUGGAAACACAGAGGUAGCUGUUGCUCAAGUUGAGGUGAAGACGCUUAUUGCACAGCCUGCUGAUGUUGCUGGUCCCAGCGAGGCGGCAAUGGUGAACCCCAAAGGCCAUAGUCGGUGCAGCACUUGUAGAAAGAGGGUUGGGCUUACUGGAUUCAACUGCCGAUGCGGGAACCUUUACUGCUCGCUGCAUCGCUAUUCUGACAAGCACGAGUGCAAGUUCGACUACCGGACUGCGGCGAGGGCUGCUAUUGCCAAUGCCAAUCCAGUGGUGAAGGCGGAGAAGCUCGACAAGAUCUAGGUGUUUCCUAUGGUUGGCGAACAAAGGUCCCAAUCUGUGCUACUUCAUCAUGUGUGUUUGCUGCAUUAUCGUCUCAUGUUGGCUGCUACAAUCCUUAUUGUUGUUUGCCAUCGUGAUGCAUGGCACGCCUCAGCGGCUUCAAGGAUCAUCCUCUCAAAACCGUCAAAAA
Messenger RNA from Brachypodium distachyon (stiff brome), 842 nucleotides. RefSeq names its product zinc finger A20 and AN1 domain-containing stress-associated protein 8. Bases 188 to 673 code for a protein of 161 amino acids. Gene Ontology annotation, molecular function: DNA binding; zinc ion binding. NCBI's taxonomy places the organism in Eukaryota, Viridiplantae, Streptophyta, Magnoliopsida, Poales, Poaceae. The record is from RefSeq and is a predicted model, not a curated record. The transcript is spliced from 3 exons.